AUGAUCAUUCUAUUUAUUGUGAUUUUAUCAACAUUGUCACAAAACCUGAAGAUCAACAUAUUUAAUGUGGACCAGGCUGACAGUGAGUUGAUUCUGUUUCCAAGUGG
Entamoeba invadens IP1 is the source of this 107-nucleotide messenger RNA. RefSeq lists its product as hypothetical. The record is from RefSeq and is a predicted model, not a curated record. The annotation marks the transcript as partial. Lineage: Eukaryota; Evosea; Mastigamoebida; Endamoebidae. The transcript has a single exon.